Molecule: messenger RNA, 1290 nt
Organism: Episyrphus balteatus (marmalade hoverfly)
Lineage: Eukaryota; Metazoa; Arthropoda; Insecta; Diptera; Syrphidae
Exons: 6
Coding region: 427-1152 (241 amino acids)
Source: RefSeq, a predicted model, not a curated record
UUUCAGGGAAAAAUCUAAUUUUAAUAGGGAAGAAACAGGCGAUUUUCGUAUAUCCUCGCAGCUAAAUUAGACUAUUUUGUGAAAAAAAACAACAAGACAAUGCAUAGUGCAAAAUUAUAAUUAGUGAACAAAACAGUAAAUUACAUAACAAAAACACAACGAUAACAAUAUAAGUUACAAUGAAAAUGUGAUAUAUCCUUAUAUUAAAAAAAAAAAAACCAAGUUGAAAUCCUCUAAUGAAUUCUCAAAGGCUCAGUCAAUUAUGUAUGCAUAUUAUUUCUUUUCGGGAAAGUUUGCAGCUAUUUUCAUCAAUUUUGUAAAUUCAUUAAAAACAUAAUCGAGUGGCUGCUACAAAUGCAAUUGAUUCAAAAAUUGUUUUAAACAAAACAAAAACAUACAACAGACCCAAAAAUCGUAUUUUUAAAUAUGAAUAUUGUUUUGAAUAGAUAUGCAUUAUUUAUUUUCAUACUAGCUUGGUUUACAUUUCUUUCUGUAUCGAAUUCGGUGAGAAUAACAAACUUAAAAGUGCCACAAAUGUAUACAUUGGAUCGCAAUGGGGAAUCCGAACCACUAAUUUUGGAUUGCGAGUAUGAACUGGGGCCGAGGGAGAAGGGAUUUGUACUGAAAUGGUCUUUUAAUAACAACUCAAUUUAUCAAUGGAUCCCGUCUGUCAAAGGAUUUCCGAUGGGUCCCAUGAAAGAUAAGAUUGAAACGAUUGAAAAAAUAGAAGGUAGUCCCGGAGUUAUAACGAUCAAUAAGCCCGAUUGGAAUAUGACGGGUGAAUACACAUGUUCGGUCCAAACAUUUGAGUCCACUGACAAGAGGAGUGCUCGCCUCCAAAUAAUUGUUCCUGAAUCUGAAUUUGGCUUGGAGACGAGAAUAGAUGUAGAAGAAAGCAAUGUAGAUGUAAUUUGCACAGUUCAGAAUGUUUUUCCACAACCUGUUUUACAUGUGCUUUUUAAUACAAUGAGGUUAGAGUCUGUGCUUACACAAAUGGAUCAAGAUCCCAGUGGUCUCUAUAGUAUGACGGUUAAAUCCAAAAUUCCAAGGAAUAAUCUGGAAUCACCUACUCCAAUCACAUGUGCAUUUUUCUUACUUGGUACGAAUUAUACCAAAAGGAGAGAAACUAUUUUUUAUGGUAAGUACAGAUAAAGCAAGCAACAUACAAAGAAAAUGGACUACUGUAGCCGUAGUGAUGUCCAUAGCAUCAUUAGCUCUAAGCAGUUAGUUAAAUUAAAAUAAAGUAAUAAUAAAUAACUAUUAUUUAAUAAAUUUAUAGAGUUUGCCGUA